Messenger RNA from Encephalitozoon intestinalis ATCC 50506, 564 nucleotides. RefSeq names its product dephospho-CoA kinase-like protein. The transcript has a single exon. The coding region runs from base 1 to 564 and encodes 187 amino acids. The record is from RefSeq and is a predicted model, not a curated record. NCBI's taxonomy places the organism in Eukaryota, Fungi, Microsporidia, Unikaryonidae. Gene Ontology annotation, molecular function: dephospho-CoA kinase activity; ATP binding. Gene Ontology annotation, biological process: coenzyme A biosynthetic process.
AUGAGAAUUAUUGCUAUAACUGGAAACACCGGAACUGGAAAAACGACUUUUUUAAACAUCUUGAGAGGGCAAGGUUAUGGGACUGUCAACUGUGACAGGAUAGUCCAUAAGAUGCUGAAGAGCGAAGACAGGAAGACUAUAUCUCAGAAGUUCUUUACCGACCCGGGCUUCAAGGAAGCUCACGAAAAAAGAAUAAGGCCAAAGAUAUACAUAGAGACAAUGAAAAAUAUAAUUUAUUUGCUGUUGGCAGGCCAUGGAGUCAUAUUUGUCGAGAUUCCAUUGUUGUUUGAGUUAAAUCUUCACCGUUAUUUUUACACAAUAGUGAUUGCAUGUGAUGAAGAACUCCAGAUAGAAAGGGGAAGAACAUUAAAGUAUCUGAAAGAGCGGUUGGCCCUACAGCUCCCCAUAGAAAAAAAAAUCGAGCUCGCCCAGGAGGUUAUACACAACAAUGGAGAUAUUGGAGAUCUAAUAGAAAGAGCCAGAGAUCUCGAUCUUCGCGGAUCUAGCAUUUAUUGUUGUUUGUUAAUUAUAUCAACUGUAAUUUUUCUAAUAGUUUGUGAGUAG